Rhizopus microsporus ATCC 52813 is the source of this 831-nucleotide messenger RNA. RefSeq lists its product as uncharacterized. The transcript has 2 exons. Lineage: Eukaryota; Fungi; Mucoromycota; Mucoromycetes; Mucorales; Rhizopodaceae. Bases 10 to 486 code for a protein of 158 amino acids. The record is from RefSeq and is a predicted model, not a curated record.
AUUGAUAAUAUGCUGCACCGAAUCACUCUUAAUAUUGUUCGCCCUUGUCUCUACAGAGCUACAGUACCUCGAAUUGUUGCUCCUAGAUCAUUAGCUGCACUUCAAACCACACGUUCAUUUGCUUCGUCACAUGACUGGCAGCAAGGUAUAAGUCAUCCACUGAUUGACAAGAUCGCGCAGCACCCACACAUUAUGGAUCAGUUGGUGAAGUUUACCGAGGUUUUGAAAGAUAAAGGCAUCAAUGUGAACAAGCAACCUAGUUUUACAGAAAUCGUCAAGGUCAUGAGUGAUCCUGAAGUGAAGGAAAUAACAAAGAAGCUUGUUCAAGACAUGCAGGCAGCAGGUAUCACUCUUGAUAUGAAAGCGGUUCAGGAAUUACAGGCAGGUUUAGCAAAAUAUAACGAAGUAAUGGGUCAGCAAAAAGAAGAAGAAGAAAACAAAGAUCAAGGCGUGUUGAACAAAGUGAAAGGGCUCUUCAAGAAAUAAUAAAGCAUAACUUUAUUUUUGUAUGUAUACGUGACAGAUAGGACUUUCCUUUCUCCUAAAGAGAAAGAAAACGGAUGAAAAGGUCAAGCAAGAUACAAGAAUUGGGGCUUAUUGUUGAAAAAGGAUGAUUUAUUAGAAAAAGUCUGCAUAGCUUUGUUGUUGACGGGCAGGCAUUGGCGAUGAAGCAGUUUCAUAAGAUGCUAGCGCGGCAUCAAAAUCUCUAGGUGUCGGUUUCAGUCUUUUCUUGUUUUCUCCAGUCUCUUGUCCUUCUGGUAGUGCUCUCUUCUUUUUCCUAUAAUGAUCAAACUGUUAACCAUUUCUCCAAGUGUAAAAUUUAUUUAACCU